AUGCAAUUCAGCAAAUUAUUUAAUUACCGUCCACUUCUACAAAAUGCACGCAAAAGUUUUGCAACUUCAUCUUCCCGUCAACAGGAAAUUCGUCGUGUUACUUUAAUUCCAGGGGAUGGAAUCGGGCCGGAAAUUUCUGCUGCUGUUCAACAAAUUUUUGCCGCAGCUAAAACUCCAAUUGAAUGGGAUCCAGUUGAUGUAACUCCUGUACGUGGCAAAGACGGGGUUUAUUCAAUUCCAUCCAAAUGCAUUGAAUUAAUGCAUGUAAACAAAGUUGGAUUGAAAGGUCCUUUAGAAACUCCAAUUGGAAAAGGGCAUCGAUCUUUGAAUUUGGCUUGAAUUCAAUUUAUUUGCAAAUGUUCGUCCAUGUCGUUCUUUACAAGGUCAUAAAACUUUGUAUGAUAAUGUUGAUGUUGUUACAAUUCGUGAAAAUACUGAAGGAGAAUAUUCU
Messenger RNA from Meloidogyne enterolobii, 451 nucleotides. The record is from the annotation of a GenBank genome assembly. Lineage: Eukaryota; Metazoa; Nematoda; Chromadorea; Rhabditida; Meloidogynidae.